GGUAAAUCUCUCUGACAAGAAGCAUGAACAGCCAACUGUGACGUCCUCCUAAGUAACAUAACUUGUUGCACUUGUUUCUCCAAUGACUGGCGCCAGCAGUUCCCUUCAACAGUCCAGCCCUCUGACUGCACCUUGAAAAAGUUUGAACCAUGCAGAUAAUGUUCCUGUCACAGCACACAUACGAACAAUAAAAGGUGGAGAGAGCUUUUCUGGAGAAAGAUUUCCUCGGUCUAUACUAUUGGAAGUUUCAUUAAAAACGGACCCACUGAAGAAUCACGAAAGGAAAAACUUUCCUGCAAACAAGCAAGAUCAGCACAUGAUCACAUGGACAUUUCAUUGCUGUGCUCUCAACAAAUUAAUCUCUGCUGAGUGCCAGGGGAAGUGAUCACAGCGCUGCAGCCAGAGAUGAAGACCAUCAUAAAUGCCAUAGGUUGUGUGAGAAGAAAGCGCACCGCCAUCCUCUUCUUCUUCCUGGCUGUGGCCAUCACAAUCUUUGUGAUUUAUAGCAUGGCGGUCAAGGAGUUUCAGCAUGAAGUGAACUCCACCAUCAUCUUCCCGAGAGUUUCCAUUGACCCUGACAUGCAUAAUGGCCUCUGCACCUUCCAGCCACUGUCCCCUGAGCAUGCCCUGGAGGAGCGCCUACUAUUAAAAUCCAUUGUUUGGCCUAAAACUCCACCUCUGUCAGACCGUCAUUCCCUGAACCAGACCAGUGAUCCAGCUCACAGCAGCUUCACCAUUCUCCCAAGGAGGGGAGGAGGACAGUGGCGUGUAGGGGAUCAGCUGGAGGUCAUGAUAAAAAUGUCUGACUUCCAGGGUCAUCCCAGGAAGUUUGGGGGGGACUUUUUACUCGCCAGACUGCACAACUUGAAGCUUGGUGCAGGUGUGGCUGGACAAGUGGUGGAUCAUCUCAAUGGGAGCUACUCUGCUGUGUUCUCUUUACUCUGGGAAGGAGUCGCACAGGUUGAGGUGACGCUGGUUCACCCUAGUGAGGCUAUCCCAGUGCUGGAAAGGCUGAACAGACAAGAGCCUGACAGGGUUUAUUUCAAGAGCCUCUUCCGUUCAGGCUCACUCUCUGAAACUACCAUCUGUAACGUCUGCCUACGCCCAACCGUGCAGCCGCUCUGCAACUACACUGACCUCCAUACAGGCGAGCCUUGGUUCUGCUACAAGCCAAAGAUGCUCAGCUGUGAAGCCAGGAUCGACCACUCCAUAGGAGGAGUCAAACGGCUAAUCACUCCCAAUGAGAAGAAGCUCUUUCAAAGCGGUGUCAACUUGAAAGUCCACAUUCAGGCUUCAGGACCUGCCAAUGUUACUGUAUGGCCAAAAGAGGAAGAUCAACCAGCGUUAAAGAGCAGAACUGUGACGUCUGGACCCUCUGGCUAUUACUACCAGGGUGCAUGGCAAGCUUUAAAUGGCACCACAGUUCAUCAAUUCCACUCCUCUGCCAUCACUCAGUGUCUGAAAGGCAAGGUGGUCCACAUGUAUGGAGACUCCACUGUCAGGCAGUUUUUUGAAUUUCUCAACGCAGUACUACCAGAUCUUAAAGAAUUUGAUCUGCACAACCUGAAGAAAGUCGGACCUUUCAUCUCCUUGGACUAUCUAAAUAACAUCUUGGUGACGUUCCGUUGCCACGGUCCUCCUAUCCGUAUUGCCAGCAUUUCAACCAGUGAGCUUCGUUACAUUGCCAAUGAACUUAAUGACUUAAAAGGAGGCACCAACACUGUUGUAGUUUUUGGAAUCUGGGCUCAUUUUGGCUCCUUUCCCAUGGAGGUCUAUAUUCGGCGGCUGCAGAACAUCCGCAGGGCGAUGGUCCGGCUGCUGGACAGGGCUCCAGGCACAAUGGUCAUAAUCCGAACUGGGAACCCACAAAGUCUUUCCUUUACGCCUUACUCAUCACUAACUAACAGCGACUGGUACUCACUGCAGUUAAACAAGGUGCUCAGGGCCAUGUUCAAAGGACUGAAUGUUCAUCUGAUCAAUGCCUGGGAGAUGGUCUUGGCCCAUCACCUGCCACACAACCUCCACCCACAACCUAUUAUUAUUAAGAAUAUUAUGAAUGUUAUCAUGUCCCACAUAUGCCCUCUAAAGAACAACUAGAUGUGCACUUGUUGGCGAGGGAUGAGUUAGGGUAUCUCUGCUCAGUUUAAAUGCUAUAUCUGUGUUUCUACUGAGUGCUGCAUUUUGUGUUCAGUUCUCCAUGCACAGACUAGACUAACUAUAAUGACUGGUAAAUGUUGAGAUAUUUUAAUUAUUUAUAAAAGACUUAAUAUCAGAUUGACCUCUACCUAAACAGCUGCAUAUUUUCUUGUGGACUCUCACUGUGAUAUACUAUUUUUGAAAUGGAAAUGGUUUUGAUUAUAUGUAUUCAUGUGUUUGACCAGGUUUUUCAAUUUCUUCGUCAUGAUUAUCCAAUGAAGCCAUUUUAUGGGUGCUAGAGACAGGCAGUUAGUGUUUGUAUAUCAAUGACAAUUAAAUUAAAGGAUGUGCUUGCCUUUGUAAGUCUUUUUCCUUGGAGGAGGAUUUUGUUGGAGAGGAAGAGCAGAGCAUCCACACUAAAGUACCUGAUGUUAGUCCUUAUGACCUAGAGAGGGUCGGAUCAACAACAAUUCCAUACAAUAUGGAUCCUUUAAUAUUUCAUUUUAAAUGGCAUAAAAGCAUUCCCCAAAAUUAAGUAAAACACAGCUUAGCAUAGUUUUUAGGGGUAAAUCAAUCCAAGCAUUUGGUCAUCCAUAGAUCAUAUCCAUUUAUGUUUAUUUUAAGUAUGUACUGAUAUAUCGUUUUCACUGUGAAUGCUAAUUUGUGUGUAUGACCUUUGUAAAUGUAUACUUUUAUGAGUAAGUCUAUUUUAUUUAAUUUAUUUAUUUUAUCUUUAUUCUUUUUUUAUCCAUUUGUGUGUUCAUUUAUUUUACUGCUCAAUUUGGUAUUGCAUGCUCUAGGGCUGGGUGAUAUGGAAUAAAGUCACAAUAUUUUUAUA
Messenger RNA from Plectropomus leopardus (leopard coralgrouper), 2974 nucleotides. RefSeq names its product NXPE family member 3-like. Lineage: Eukaryota; Metazoa; Chordata; Actinopteri; Perciformes; Serranidae. The record is from RefSeq and is a predicted model, not a curated record.